AUGAAAAUGCCAGCAUAUUUUUUGAUAGGCACAAGCACUAGAAACUUCUUGAAUUCCAUUGGAUUUUUAUCGAAAGAGCUUUUCGUACCUUUGUUGGUGAAAACGUUCAUGGAGCCCGCUUUGAAAGCUGCCCAAGCUUCCGGUCAAGAUUGCAGGAACGCCUCUGAACAAACUUCGGACUUUCAACGACCCUCCGAUUAUCGCAGGAUAUCGAUGAACGUGAGAAGACAGACAAGGCAGACCGGCAUAUCCUUCCAUGACGGAUCGGGAGAUGGGGGGGACCAGGGAGAUGCUAGUUCUCCAAUCAAAGACGAACUGGUCAACGAAGUUAGUGGAUUAGUCACCACUUUGGAUUGGGUGUGUGAGCAUGUGGAAGAUGAACUUGACUUGCCAAUGGUUGAUCUGACAAAUUUACUACACUCAGAUCGCACUGAUGACGAAAUAGCAAGUGAUCCUAAAGUAGUAGCAGAGUUAGAAGAAGUCGUUAUGGGUUGGGAGAGGCAUAUACUGAAAGUUAUCGAGAAUUAUUUGGCAAAGGUUCCAAUGGGAAAUGGACCACUUCCUGAAUAUGAAUACUGGCAUGAGAGAGAAGCAGCUUUCAGCUCGAUUGUAGAACAGCUAAAAAAACCCACUCUUGUCAGAAUCAGCAACAUUUUGGAGAGGGCUAGGUCAUCUGUUGUUGAUGCUUUUAUUUAUUACCAGAUUGAUCUGAAAAGAUACUAUGGGCAAGCUAAAGAUAAUGUGAAAUUUUUGUCUACCAUCCAAAGACAUUUGAAGGUGAUCACAUACAGCACGGAGUUUCAAAAAAUCAAAGACUGCAUUCCGAUGUUGAUGGAAGGUCUGCAUUUAAUAUGGGUCUUGUCCAGUUAUUAUAAUACCGACGAAGUCAUGGUGCCUUUCAUGGAAAGAAUCCUUUGGUGCUUACUUGAAAAAGUUCGGAAAGUUUUGGAUAAUGUAACAUUGUUCAGGAGACCAAUCCACGAAGUUCAUGGGCUCACUCGUAGUGCCAAGGAAAUGUUGGAAAAGUGGAAGUCUUCUUAUCUGCAGACUCGGCAAAAAAUUGAAGAUUCUGGAAAAGGUCAAAGAUGGGAAUUCGAUAAGAGAAAACUUUUCGGGGCUUCUGACUAUAUGGCCAUUGUGUGCAAGGAUCUCAAUGAAGUCGCCAAGAUCAUUUAUCAUUUCAAGAAUAUAUUUGGCCCAGAACUAAGAGCGAUUGUUAGCGAUCCUCAAAGCAUAGAUAACGUGGCAAAAAGGGUGGACAAAUUAGUGAUACAGAUCGAAAACACGGAUUUCGAUAUAUUUGAUCUCAAUUGUAAGGAAAACUGGGAAGCGAUAAUGCAGCAGUUCUACAAAGAAGUCCGUCAUUUGGAACUUGAGGGUGUCAGCUUCAUUGACCAGAGCUUCAAAAUGAUAAGAUCAUCAGAAAGUGCUUUAGAAUUACUGUUGAAAUUCAAAUUCAUCGAAACCAGAGAAGUCAUAUCUAAUAAACUGAUGCUGAAAUUCGACGUCAUAUUGGACCAGUAUAUGAAAGAGAUACUAGCGAUCGACGACAAUUUCACGAGGAACAAAAGACAUCCGAUACUCUACCGAAAUAUACCGCCACGCGGCAGCGCCAUCUAUUGGGUGCAACAGCUUUACUAUAAAUUGAAACGCCCCAUACUGAAAUUCCAGAGGGUACCCGAGUUGGUGAACUCUCCAUUGAAGGCUGAUACUUUUACAGCUUACUUGAAAUUCGCCAAGGAAUUGAAGAGUUACGAGCAAGUCAGAUUUGAUGACUGGGUCGAUAUGAUUGGACCGACAAUGGAUAAGUCCAUGCAGAUGGAUAUUUUGAAGCUUAGUAGUGUCAAUAAGAAGGGUGGAACUUUCUUCAAACCCAUAAAAUCGACUGGUCAUUCCCAAGGCAAAAUGUCUACUGCAGGUGGGACUAGUCAAGUAGUGAGUAAAAGUACUAAAAUGUCAAGACCUUCAAGCAGAAACACGAGCAUCAGUCGAUCAGCCAACACCAUUAUGGAACGUAUACAUUCUCAGAAGAAUCUCACUUGGCACGAGAUCAUGGGGAACUACGUAGUCGCCGAUUUGGGUAUGCAGUUCGAAUUGAACUUCAACGAGCUAUUAUGGACUCGCUUCAAAUGCGUGGAAAUUCUGGAGACAAUGAAAUUCACCCUGCCAGAAAGCAUCCGAUUGGUAGCCAUCAAAAAAGAAAAUAUACAAAAGGAUGUUAACGCUGUGCAAAACAUGAUCAAAACCUAUAAUGACAUCAUUGAUAAAUUGACCGAACCUCAGAUGCAUCUACUUAGAGACAUUCUCAGAGAAGUUGAAUUGAACCUUCAACCAGGCCUGAUGAGGAUAAAAUGGUCCUCUCUAGGAAUCUGCGAAUUCGCAGAAAACUGCCUAACGCUAAUAAUCAACCUGAAAACCCUCUACCUGCAAAUCGAACACAUAGAAAAUAAUCUGCAGAAACGGGUACGACUUUUAUCGUCCGCGAAUCUGUUCGAUUUCGAUACGGCAAAAGAAAACCCAGCAAGAUUGCCUUGCAAGGAGUUUUUCGGUCAAAUGAACGACAACCGUACCGAAAAAAUAUCUAAAAUGAUGAAAACAUACCAGUCUAUCGGUCCUAUCUUGAUAAUACUUGAAGCCAUCGUUCUCAACACCAAUACCGGUAGAUCACCGAAAAUGGUCCAUUACUACGCCUUCUGGGAAGGGGAAAUAUUCAAAGCGCUCAUAACGAUGACCUUGAGAAAUCUGGAGACGUUCAAUACCAAAGUUGAGUCUAAGGAAGUUCUGCUGCAAGUGGACGCAGUAGUUAUAACGCCAGAAAUUUUGUUGAGGCCUACCGGCACGGAAAUCUUCAACAUCUUUAUCAGGAACUCGAAAGAUUUUAUGGAACGAUUGAGAACGCUUCCUCGGUGGCAGGACGAAUCUUGCAUACUCUGCGAACCUGUUAAAUUGAGUUCUACUGAGGAAUACUUGCACUCGUUUUAUGAUGACGUCAUCAAAGUCCAAGACGUCAAUGAUGCUAUAGUGAAGCUCACAGAAAGCACCCACAAGGUUAUCGUUAAUGUCAAUAAGCUUUUGCAGAGGUGGAGGAGGUAUAAAAACCUAUGGUCGUUUGACAAAUCGUUGACUUGUGAAAAGUUUUUACAGACAAACAACUCUUUGUCUGUUUACGAUGAGAAGUUCAUGUUUUACAACGAUAUUAUAAAUAACAUAAAUGAAUACCGUGUUCUUGUUGAUGUAGGCAGUAUUCAGUUGAAUCUUCGACCCUUACUCAAUACGAUAAUACAGCAUUGCUUGGAAUGGAAAACCACACUUGGUAAUCUUAUCGAUUCCAACACAAAACUCAAAAUGGAUGAAAUGAGAGCCAGAAUAGAUGUACUGAAAGUUGCAGUGAGACAGAAUAUCAAGGGUCUGGAAAGGUUCAAAAUUGUUAUGCAAGCUAUAUCUGAAAUCCAGAAAGGGAACAUUUCGGCGGAGCUAAAUUUCUUAAACUAUCAAGAAACUUACAGGAUCUUACACCAGCACGGCAUUCACUAUCCAGCUGAGCAUGAAGCUGAAGCACAUCACUUGGAAAAAGAUUGGAAAGAGCUGCUAUUGUCUGCUCUCUAUAGAGAACAGACUUUAGAGGCAACGAAGGAACGUUUCGCGCAGUUGACGCUUAACGAAAUCACAGAGUUCUGCGAGGUAUUAGCCCAGUUUUUAAUAAAAUACGAAGCGGAGGGUCCAGGAUCCGUUGGUGAGAAUCUAGAACAAGGUGUAAAGCUGAUGGAGGAAUACCGAGUGAAGUUUGAAGAACUAGAAGUUAGACGAAUAGACCUAGUGAACGCUGAAAGACUGUUUGAUAUACCCCUUGCAGACUACUCUGACUAUCUAAAAGCAAAAACCGAGUUCGAUGGUAUGGAUCAACUGUACAAAUUUUACAAAUCUCUGAAGCAUACUAGAGAAGUUUGGGGAAAAACCCUAUGGGUAAACUUGAAUCCUCAGGCGCUUGUAGAUGGAAUAGACGGUUUCUUGAAGACCUUCAGGAAAUUCGACAAGGACAUUCGGGUCCUUCCUGUAGGUUUAACGAUAGAAAACGAUAUGAAACAGUUCAGGAAUGCAGUACCGUUGAUGGUAGCCUUGAAGAACGAAGCUUUGAGAGAACGUCAUUGGAAACAACUAAUGAAAAAAACUGGUAUUGAAUUCGAUAUGUCGCCUGAUAGAUUCACCCUAGACAAUAUGUUUGCUAUGGAACUGCAUAGGUUCCAGGAUAUGGCUGAAGAAAUAAUCAAUAAUGCUAUUAAAGAGCUGAGUAUAGAAAAAGGUGUCAAAGAAAUCGCAGAUACAUGGGCUACUAUAACCUUCAAUGUACAUAAACAUCUUAAGGGCAAUGAAGAUCGUGGGUAUAUCAUAGGAGCCACUGAUGAAAUCGUUCAAAUCUUAGAAGACAACUCUAUGAAUCUUCAAAGUAUGGCUGGUUCUCAGUUUGUGGGUCCAUUUUUGGGACAAGUACAGAAAUGGGAAAAGGCUUUGGCGAAUAUAGGGGAAGUGAUCGAUGAAUGGCUAGCCGUGCAGAGGAAAUGGUUGUACUUGGAAGGAAUUUUUGUGGGGGGAGAUAUUAGAGCUCAGUUGCCUGAUGAAGCUAGAAAAUUCGAUGAUAUUGAUAAGGGUUUCAGGAGGAUUAUGCUAGAAACUGCUAAGAAACCGGUGGUACUAGAUUGUUGUAGCAUCGCAGGGCGAUUAGAUGAGUUCCAAGGACUUAGCAACGGCCUAGACCUUUGCCAAAAAUCUUUGAAUGAUUACCUCGACUCAAAACGUAGAAGAUUUCCUCGUUUCUACUUUAUUUCCACUGAAGAGCUUCUGUCAAUUCUCGGUAGCAGUGACCCUAACGUAGUCCAAGACCAUAUGAUCAAGAUGUUCGACAAUAUCAAGUCCUUGAGGUUUAGAAACGACAAUCAAGAACGCGUUAUAGCCACAGCUAUGGUUUCAUCAGAAGGUGAAGUCAUGGAGUUUCGCACCCCUGUAACCAUAGAAGGCAAAGUAGAGGAAUGGAUGAACGACGUUCUCAAGGAAAUGCGACGAUCCAACAGGUUCAUAUCUAAGAGCGCGAUUUUUUACUAUGGCAAGAUAAGACGACCAAGAGCUCAAUGGAUGUUGGAUUACCUAGGAAUGGUGUGUCUUGCUGGGAGCCAAGUUUGGUGGACUGCAGAAGUAGAAAAUGUUUUCGCUAAAAUAAAAAAAGGGAACAAACGUGCAAUGAAGGAAUACCUCGAACAGCUCAACAAACAACUGGAAGAAAUCGUGUUCACAGUAAGAGCCGACCUGUCCCCGAACGAUAGAACAAAAUUUAGAACCAUAGCGAUCGUAGAAGUGCAUUCCAGAGACAUAGUUGAAGGUUUUGUACGAGACAGUGUCACGGAUUCACAAGAGUUCGAGUGGGAGAGCCAGCUCAGAUUCUAUUGGGUGAAUGAGCUGGACAAUCUACGGGUGACCCAGUGCACGGGGUCCUUUGAAUACGGUUACGAGUACAUGGGAUUGAACGGCAGACUAGUGAUAACGCCUUUAACGGAUAGGAUAUACCUCACCAUCACCCAAGCCUUGAUAAUGCACAUGGGAGGAGCUCCUGCAGGUCCUGCUGGUACCGGCAAAACAGAAACCACCAAAGACUUGGCUAAAGCCAUGGCGCUGCUGUGCAUAGUGACAAACUGCGGGGAAGGCAUGGAUUUCAAAGCCAUAGGCACCACACUUGCUGGACUAUCCCAGUGCGGUGCUUGGGGGUGUUUCGAUGAGUUCAACAGGAUAGAUAUUUCUGUAUUAUCUGUCAUCUCUACUCAGCUGCAAACGAUUCGUACAGCUUUGAUGAUGAAACUAGAAAGAUUCACCUUUGAAGGAGUUGAAAUCAGCCUCGACUCGAAAGUAGGUAUAUUCAUAACUAUGAAUCCUGGGUACGCGGGACGAACAGAGCUACCAGAGUCUGUCAAAGCUUUGUUUAGACCGGUGGUUUGUAUCGUACCGGACAUGGAGAUGAUUUGUAUGAUAUCUUUGUUCUCCGAUGGGUUCUUAGAGUCCAAAGUACUCGCCAAGAAGAUGACGGUGCUCUAUAAGCUCGCCAGAGAGCAAUUGUCCAAACAGUUCCACUAUGAUUGGGGUUUGAGAGCGCUAAAUGCCGUACUGAGAAUGGCUGGGGUUUUGAAGAGGGCCUCGCCUGAUAUCAAGGAAGCGUUGGUACUGAUGCGAGCUUUGAGAGACAUGAAUCACCCCAAAUUCGUCUUCGAGGACGUUCCACUAUUCUUGGGCUUGAUACGAGAUCUAUUUCCUGGCAUGGAUUGCCCAAGAGUCGGUUAUCCAGAUUUUAACGCUGCAGUCGAAUCAGUACUCGUGCAACACGAGUACAUAGUUUUGCCCUACCAGGUGGAUAAAGUAGUACAACUGUAUGAAACCAUGAUGACUAGGCAUUCUACCAUGCUGGUUGGGCCCACAGGCGGUGGAAAAACUGUGGUUAUCCAAACUCUUGCUAGGGCGCAAACGCUAAUGGGAUUAACCACGAAAAUAUUCAAGCUCAAUCCUAAAGCUUGUUCUGUCAUCGAAUUGUAUGGCAUCCUAGAUCCAGUCACUCGAGACUGGACAGAUGGUUUGUUAUCCAAUAUUUUCCGAGAUAUGAACAAACCUACUGAGAAGCAAGAAAGGCGCUAUAUACUAUUUGAUGGUGACGUGGAUGCGCUUUGGAUAGAAAACAUGAACUCUGUCAUGGACGAUAAUAAGUUACUAACCCUAGCUAAUGGUGAAAGAAUUCGUCUACAACAACCUGUGUGUGCUCUAAUGUUUGAGGUGGGUGACCUUCAGUUCGCUUCUCCAGCCACCGUUUCUAGAGCUGGUAUGGUCUACGUAGACCCGAAAAAUCUAGGUUAUCAGCCUUAUUGGGACAGAUGGCUCAAGCGAAGGAAGAACGAACUGGAAAGGGAAGCCAUGCAAGAGCUUUACCUCAAGUUUAUCCCAGACUUAUUGGGCUACGUCCUGGAAGGUACAUUGGGGAAUCGUCAGGUAUCGCCUUUGAGGACCGUCAUACCUCUAACUGGUCUUAAUAUGGUCACUCAGUUCUGCUAUAUGAUUGAUGCUAUUUACCCAACGAAAGACGAAGUGCCUGAUCCAGAAGAAGAGAUCGAUACAGAUCUUUUGACAGCUAUAUUCGUGACCUGCAUAUACAGCUCUGUGGGCGCUGGUCUGGUAGACGCGAGUAGAGCAGAGUUUGAUGAUUACAUGAAAACACAAAUCUCGUUAUUACCAGCUGACGAUAGCAUUGAAAGCAUGUGCGACCUCAGACACUUACCCACAGCUUUUCCGUAUUUUUACGAUUACUUUCUAGAUCUGAAGGAAAAGAAAUGGGUAGCUUGGAAAUGGCUGGUACCGGAAUAUGUCCACGAUAAAUCGAAGAGAUUUUCUGAAAUACUUGUACCAACUGUUGAUACCGUCAGAGUUACCUAUUUGCUGAAUCUGAUGAACGAAAUCAAGCGACCAAUAGUACUCAUAGGCGAAACUGGUACUUCUAAGACAGCAAUAAUCCAAGACUUCCUCCGCAACUUGGACAAAGAAGUCUACAUCCUGUUGAACAUCAACUUUUCCUCCAGAACUUCCUCUAUGGACGUCCAGUUGAACUUGGAAUCUUCGGUCGAGAAAAGAACCAAAGAAAUAUUCGGCCCUCCUAUGGGCAAGAAACUAGUGUGUUUUGUGGACGAUAUGAACAUGCCACAGGUAGACGAUUACGGUACUCAACAACCCAUAGCGCUCUUGAAACUUUUGUUCGAGAAUGGCGGGUUUUAUGACAGAGGAAAAGACCUCAAUUGGAAGUCACUGAAGGAUAUAUCCUAUUUUGCUGCCAUGGGCGUGGCAGGAGGAGGAAGAAACGAAGUAGACCCCCGUUUUAUGUCGAUGUUCACCGUCAUAAACCUAGUGUUCCCCACUUCCACGACUUUGAAUCACGUCUACACAUCGAUUUUGAUGGGCCAUCUUUCGUCAUUCAAUGAAGUCGUUCAAAUAGCAUCCACCCUGAUCACAAUGACUUUGAAUCUUUACGAUAUCUGCGUGGCACAACUUCCUCCUACCCCUAGUAAGUUCCACUAUAUUUUCAAUAUGCGUGACUUGUCCAGAAUAGUAGCUGGAAUGUGCAUAACGACUCCACAGUUCUUCCAGACUCUUCCCCAACUGGUCAGGGUAUGGAGAAACGAGUUCAUGCGAGUGAUUUGUGAUAGGCUGAUUAGUCUGGAAGAUCAGACUUUCAUGUCAGCGCACAUUAUCGAUCAACUCAAUAAGGCUUUUCCCAAAAAAGAGAUCAAGGUUAAGGAAAAACCUAACGUAGACGACGACGACUACGUUUUCAUGCCAGACGAACCUGCUGCACCUUCAGAGGAACCUGGUGAUCAGAUAGAUGUGGUAGAGUAUGCCCUGAGAGACCCGAUUCUUUUCGGAGAUUACCGAAAUGCAUCGAACGAAGGCGAGCCAAGAUUUUACGAAGAUUUACUCGAUUACGAUGCUGUUUACUUCCUCUUUCAAGAACUGAUCGAACUGUAUAACGAGAGGAAAACCAAAAUGAGCAUUGUGCUCUUCAACGAUGCCUUAGAACAUCUCACCAGAAUCCACCGAGGUUUGAGAUUGCAAAAAGGUCAUGUGAUGCUGGUGGGUGUAGGUGGUUCUGGUAAAAGAAGCCUGACCUCUCUAGCAGCAUUCACAGCCGGUUGUGAGAUAUUCGAGAUAACGCUGUGCAGAGGGUACAACGAGAAUAUGUUCAAAGAGGAUUUGAAGAAGUUGUAUUCCCAGCUAGGCAUAGACAGAAAGCCUACCGUGUUUUUCUUUACUGCAGGACAGAUUGUUGAGGAAGGAUUCUUGGAGUUCAUUAACAACAUUUUGAUGAUAGGUUAUGUACCUGCCUUGUUUACUGAAGAAGAUAAAGAACAAAUAAUAGGUCAAUGCAGGAGUGCGGCUGGGAAGGCAGGAUAUGGUAUAGCGAAAGAUAGCGUUUGGCAAUAUUUCCUGCACCAGUGCCAAGACAAUUUACACGUGGUAUUAUCCAUGUCUUCGACAGGAGACAUUCUGAGCAAACGAUGUAGAAAUUUUCCAGGAUUGGUCAACAAUACGACCAUUGAUUGGAUAUUUCCUUGGCCUCUACAAGCUCUGAUAGCAGUGGCUUCAGUUUUUCUCAAAGAGUAUCCUAAAAUACCGCUGCAAUACAGGGAGAAUAUAAUAGACCAUGUAGUAUUUGUUCAUCAGAGUGUCAUCCAAUACACUGUGGACUAUCUAGCCAAAUUGAGGAGGAAGAAUUAUGUGACUCCUAAACACUAUUUGGAUUUCAUAACUACCUAUUUGAGACUACUCGAAGAAAAAGAUAACUAUAUCAACGCUCAAUGCGAGAGACUGAAGAGUGGUUUGACGAAAAUUGCUGAAGCUAGCGGCGAGCUAGAAAUACUCAACAAGAAGUUAGCAAAACAAAAGGUAAUAGUAACCCAAGCAACGCAAGCUUGUGAAGAAAUGUUGGCCGAAAUAGAAGCUGGAACCAAAAAAGCUACUGACAAGAAGGAUGUGGCAUCUCUCAAAAGUACCGAAAUAGAAGAACAAGCACGUAUUAUAAGCAUUGAACAAGCAGAAGCCGAGGAAGCUCUUUCAGCCGCCUUGCCUGCUUUAGAAACAGCCAGACUGGCACUGUCUGAUCUGGAUAAGUCUGAUAUUACCGAGAUUAGAUCUUUCGCUACACCACCAGAGCCUGUUCAAACUAUUUGUGAGUGUGUGCUGAUACUGAGGGGUUAUAAGGAGAUUUCUUGGAAGAGUGCCAAGGGUAUGAUGGCAGAAGGCGGCUUUCUGAGGUCGCUACAAGAAAUGAACUGCGACAUCAUAACUCAGACACAACAGAGAGCUUGUAAAGCCCACAUGAAGAAAUCUACAAAAAUGGACGAUAUGCAGAGUAUUAGCAAAGCUGGAUUCGGCUUGUUCAAGUUUGUCCAAGCAGUUCUUGGUUAUUGUGCUGUAUACAAAGAUGUCAAACCGAAGAAAGACCGAGUAGAACAGUUAGAAAAUGAGUAUAACAAUGCUAAGAAAUUCCUGGAGAAGCUCUAUAAAGAAAUUUCGAAGCUAGAAGAUGACUUAAAUGCACUCAAUGAUAAGUACGCUGUUGCUAUGAAACGUAGACAAGAGCUGCAAGAAGAAACAGAUAUAAUGAUGCGAAGGUUGAUGGCAGCCGAUAAGUUAAUAUCAGGACUGAGUUCUGAACAAUCCAGAUGGACAGAAGAUCUCAAGAAAUUAUAUUUAGAGAAAGAACAACUUGUCGGCAACUGUCUGCUUUGUUCCGGAUUCUUAGCCUAUAGCGGACCUUUCACUUACGAGUUUCGUAAAGAUAUGGUCUACGUCAAAUGGCAAAGCGAUAUUUUGGAAAGAAAUAUUCCAUUGUCGCAACCAUUCAGAAUAGAAAACAAUCUGACGACAGACGUUGAAGUCAGUACCUGGAAUUCAGAAACUCUCCCUCCAGAUGAACUUUCAGUCCAGAACGGUAUUUUAACCCUUAGGUCGUCCAGGUUUCCACUGUGUAUUGACCCUCAACAGCAAGCGUUGAACUGGAUAAAGAAAAGGGAAGAAAAAUUCAACCUCAAGAUACUCAGCUUCAACGAUUCAGAUUUUCUCAAGCACUUGGAUAUGGCCAUCAAGUACGGUUCCCCAGUUUUGUUUCAAGAUGUGGACGAUUAUAUUGACCCUGUUGCUGAGAAUGUCAUACAAAAAAAUGUGAAAUACGUCAGUGGACGAGUAUUUGUCAUUCUGGGUGAUAAAGAAGUUGAUUGGGACCCAAAUUUCAGGAUGUACAUGACGACAAAGUUUGCCAAUCCCAUUUUCAAUCCAUCAGCAUACGCAGUUGCUGUGGUUAUCAACUACACCGUUACUUUAUCAGGUUUGGAAGAUCAGCUACUGAGUGUCGUAGUGAGAAAUGAGCGUCCAGAUUUGGAAGAGCAAAGGGAGAACUUGAUUGCUGAGACUAGCGAAAAUAAAACAUUGCUUCAACAGCUGGAAGAUUCUCUACUAAGGGAACUCGCUACCACUACUGGAAAUAUGUUGGAUAAUGUUGAAUUGGUGGCUACUCUAGAGAACACCAAAACCAAAGCUACUGAGGUCAUGGAUAAAUUGGUUCUGGCAGUCGAAACUUCUAAAGAUAUCGAUAAACUCAGAGACGGUUAUAGACCUGUGUCAAAAAGAGGAGCUGUGUUGUUUUUCGUACUAUCUGACAUGGCUGGAGUGAAUGCAAUGUAUCAAUACUCACUAUCUUCCUAUCUGGAAGUUUUCGCGUAUUCUCUGAGGAAGGCUCUACCCCACACACUACUGAUCAGACGAUUACAAAAUAUCAUAAACAUGUUGACGAAAAAUGUGUAUGAUUAUGGUUGCACUGGCAUUUUUGAAAAACACAAGCUUUUGUACUCAUUCCAAAUGACUGCUAAAUUGGAACAAAACGAACGCAGAAUCUCUCAGGCUGAACUUGACUUCUUCAUCAAGGGUUCUGUGAGUUUAGAAAAAUCGACACGCGAAUGCCCUGCAAAGUGGAUGACCGCUCAAGGUUGGGAAAAUAUCAUGAAACUAUCCAACGACUUUCAAGAUGCCUUCUCCAAACUACCGAUGGACAUCGAGCACAAUAUCGACAUAUGGAAAGACUGGUUCGAUAUGGAUGCUCCUGAAGAUGCCGAUAUUCCCUGCGAAUACAAAAAAAAUUGCACCCCCUUCCAAAUUUUGAUGUUGCUUAGAUGCUUCAGAAUCGACAGGGUAUACAGAGCUGUGGGCAAUUAUAUCACUGAGAUAAUGGGGGAGGAGUACAUUAUGCCUCCGGUUAUCAGCUUGGACAACAUAUAUGAACAAAGCAGUCCUCUGACGCCUGUUGUUUUCAUUCUUAGUCCGGGAUCUGACCCCACAGCCGAGUUGAUGAAACUGGGUGACAGAUGUGGCUUCGGAGGCGGUAAUUUCAGGUACCUCUCCCUAGGCCAAGGCCAAGAACCGUCUGCCCUGAGUCUAUUGGACACCGCCAUAUCUCGAGGCCAAUGGCUCAUGUUCCAAAACUGCCACUUACUCAUCUCCUUCAUCAGAAGACUCGAGAAGCAGCUGGAAAAAAUCAGCAAACCCCAUCCGGACUUCCGGCUCUGGCUGACGACCGACCCAGUGGAAACCUUCCCGAUUGGGGUACUGCAGAGGUCCUUGAAAGUGGUGACAGAACCUCCAAACGGUUUGAAACUCAACUUGCGGAAUACUUACUUCAAAUUGCGAUCGCAGACUCUGGAUGCUUGUCCUCACCUAGCGUUCAAAUCCCUGAUUUACGGCCUGGCGUUUUUCCAUGCUGUUGUCCAAGAAAGGAGAAAGUACGACAAGAUAGGAUGGAACAUCUGUUACGAUUUCAACGAGUCCGACUUCAAUGUAUGUGUCACUAUCUUGAACACUUAUCUGACGAAAGCUCUCAAAGCUAAGGACUCGAGGAUACCCUGGAACAGUCUCAAGUACCUUAUAGGUGAGGUUAUGUAUGGAGGGAGAGUCAUCGAUGAUUACGACAGGCGGAUUGUGGGAACUUACAUGGACGAGUAUAUGGGAGACUUUCUGUUUGAUACGUUUCAGCCUUUUCAUUUUUUCAAAGACGAUACUGUCGAUUAUAUUAUUCCAGUAGAUGGGGCUAAGGAAGAUUAUAUUGCAUUUAUUGACGAGUUGCCAUUGACUAACAGUCCUGAAGUUUUUGGUUUGCAUCCGAAUGCAGAAAUUGGAUAUUAUACUCAAGCUACAAAGGAAAUGUGGAGAUUGCUUAUAGAAUUACAACCACAAACUGCUAUGUCUGGAGAAGGAAUCAGUAGAGAAGAAUUCAUAGAUUCGGUAGCCAAGGACAUUCUCAAGAAAAUCCCCGAGGAGUAUGAAGUGUGGAAGGUGAAACGUUUCUUCCAAAGAGCGAUGUCUCCCACCGUAAUCGUUCUGUUGCAAGAACUAGAAAGGUUCAAUAAACUGAUACACGCCAUGCGGAGGACUCUGGUACAGUUGCAAAAGGCUCUGGCCGGUGAAAUAGGCAUGGACGCCAUUUUGGACAAUGUCGCCAUUUCGUUGUACAAUGGGCAGUUGCCCAACGUUUGGAGAAAGCUAGCUCCGGCGACUUGCAAGAACCUAGGGGGGUGGAUGGAACAUUUCGAGAUGCGACAGCAACAGUACUUCAACUGGUCUACCACUGGAGAACCUACAGCUUUGUGGAUUUCUGGUUUACAUAUCCCAGAAACUUAUUUGGCAGCCCUCGUACAAAUAGCAUGUCGUUUGCACAAUUGGCCCUUAGACAGAUCCACGUUGUAUACCUACGUUACAGAAUUUCUUGAUCCUAUGGAUGUGAUUCUACGACCAUCGCAGGGCAACUGUUUAUUACAUGGGUUAUUCCUAGAGGGAGCUACUUGGGACAUAGGAAAUAACUGCUUGAAAAAAUCAACCCCCAAAGUACUGAUCGAGAAGUUACCAGUCUUAGGGGUAGUUCCCAUCGAAUCUUUCAGAUUGAAACUGCAAGAUACCCUUAAAACCCCAGUUUAUACCACAUCUUUGAGAAGGAAUGCUAUGGGGGUUGGUUUGGUAUUUGAAGCAGAUUUAAGGACUACUGAACAUAUGAGUCACUGGAUACUACAAGGGGUGUGUUUGGUACUGAAUACGGAUUAG
This is a messenger RNA of Phaedon cochleariae (mustard beetle), 13659 nucleotides long. NCBI's taxonomy places the organism in Eukaryota, Metazoa, Arthropoda, Insecta, Coleoptera, Chrysomelidae. The record is from the annotation of a GenBank genome assembly.